Molecule: messenger RNA, 2861 nt
Organism: Pezoporus flaviventris
Lineage: Eukaryota; Metazoa; Chordata; Aves; Psittaciformes; Psittacidae
Gene: OLFM4
Product: olfactomedin 4
Exons: 6
Coding region: 12-1484 (490 amino acids)
Biological process (GO): signal transduction
Source: RefSeq, a predicted model, not a curated record
UGGGUGAGAAGAUGAAGCACACACAGGUGGCUGUGCUGCUUCUCAUGCAAAUCAUGAUCACUCUGGCUGUAACAAAGGCGGCAACAGAAGGGAGCCCUGAUCCCAAUACAAUGCUCCCAUAUGUGACUCAACCUAGCAAGGUGACUGGCAACCUGCACACUCCCCCAAAGCUCUUCACCAAUGUGUCUGGCUCUGUGGAUGACGAGGGAACUUGUCAGUGCUCUGUGUACUUGCCAGAUACCACCUUCCCAGUGCAGAAGGCUGAGCAAUUGGAGAUAAUAGCUGCAACACUCAUGAAGAAAUUUGAGAUAGAGCUUUCUCAAGUUAGAGAGUACUCAAAAAAGAUUGAACUGUAUCAGCAGCAAAUCCUUAACCUAACCAUCAGAGUGCAGCAUAUGGAGAAGAGCAGUAUAUCCUACACAGAGCUGGACUUCCAGUUGCUGAAAGUAGAAAUCAAUGACCUGGAGAGACUGGUCACCCAGCUGAAAUUCAGCCUUGUCGGAAGCAAUGUCAUCGUUGAGCAAAUAUAUUUGGAGAUCACAAAUCUGACUAUACUGGUAAAUGAACUAGAAUCACUGGACAAAAACAAUAUCCUUGCAAUUCGUCGACAAAUUGUGGAUCUCCAGAAACGACUGAAAGAGUGUGAAGAGGGAACGCACAAAACUACAGUACCCCCUUAUUUCCCACCAGGUAGCUGCAUUCACCGUGGACUGCUGAAUGUUAGCCAGCCCUAUAUUGCAAAGCUGAACUGGAGAGGAUUUUCCUACAAAUAUGGUUCCUGGGGUAGAGACUACUCUCCCUCUAACCCAGAGAAUGAAGUAUAUUGGGUUGCACCAUUGAACACAGAUGGGAGAUACUUGGAAUACUACAGAAUUUAUAGUUCCUUUGAUAAUUUGUUGCUGUUUAAACCCAUGUAUGAAAGUAGAAUAACAUACGGGGAAGGAAGUGGUGCUGCCCUUUAUAAUAAUUAUUUGUACUAUCAUGCUUAUAAUUCAAGAUAUAUUGUGAAGCAUGAUAUAAGAAAAAACACCAUGGUUUUAAGGAAGGAGCUUCUGAAUGCUGCUUACGGUAACCGUUUCUCUUAUGCAGGUGUAUCAUGGCAAGACAUAGAUUUUGCUGUGGAUGAAAGUGGGUUGUGGGUAAUAUAUUCAACAGAAAAUAACAUGGGCAACAUUGUGAUUAGCAAACUCAAUGACACUACUCUUGAUGUGCUAAAUACUUGGCAGACAAGACAGUACAAACCAUCUGUUUCCAAUGCUUUCAUGUUAUGUGGUAUUCUGUAUGCCACAAGGCCAGUGAACACUAGGAAAGAGGAAAUCUUCUACAUGUAUGACACAAGUACUGGCCAAGAAGGUAGUAUUAGUGUCAUUAUGGAUAAAAAAUUAGACACAGUCCAAAGCAUUGAUUAUAGCCCCACAGAUCAGAGACUGUAUGCUUACAAUGAUGGUUAUCUCCUAAGAUAUGAUGUGACCUUUCAGUCCUAGUAUCUCAGUGACAUAAGCAUGCGAUAAAACUAGCAGCAACCAAAAUGAGAGAUCCGAUACAACUUUAGACAAUGCCAGUUUAGAAUUCUUCUGAUCUGUUGUACUGUAUCUGUGGCUAUUAUAUAUACUACUUACACUUAAAAGAAUUGCCCACUCUGGUCAGUAGCAUUGCUGACAGCAGUUUAGCAGUACCGGGAUCUUUAGGUUUUGAUUGGUGUUUAUGGGUGCUUGGUGCUUUACAAUCGUCCUGCUUCUAAGGGUAGAUUUACUGCGUAGAUUUAGUGCAUUUAGAUUGCAGAAAUUGAUGGGCCCAGCCUACCUACUGGCCAAGAAGCUAAUUACCCACUGAUGAGCAUUUGUCACUGUAACACAAAGCACGGCUCACAGAAACUGAGAAUGAAUUUCCGCCAUUCUUCAUCAGAGUGAACUGAGGGUUCAGAGAAAUUAAUAGAAGGAUUAUGAUACUGUGGGAAAUAUACUUGGUCAGAAGACAGCAACCCAUUUGUUAGGUGGGAGCAGUAGUAUCUGCCUCAAGACUUUAGGAGAGAAGGUAGAAAUAUACUGUGCUGUUUUAAUUCUUACCACAGGGAAGGAAGUGAAGGCACUGGGGCAGGGACAGAGCCCACUGCCCUUAGCAUCACUGAUGCAGUGGGACAGCAGCCCCCGGGGCCCCACUUUUAAAUGACUCGCAAGAACUUCUUGGAAUGACCUUGUGGACAAAACUGGCAACAGGGCAUUCACCAGCUUUCCCUCUGUCCCACUCUCCUGCUCUUAGCAAUUCUGCAUGUCUAAACUUCACCUUAAAAAAGGUCUUACUGAAACCUAGACAUGUUCAUUUUCCUGGCAGUACAGUGUAAGAAACACUGUUUUGCUUUCCUUUAUGCUCUUGUACACUGAUGCAAAUCUUCCCAUCGACUUUAUUGGAUAUGGGUGGCUUUUAGUUGUAUAUCAUGCAUUGCCAUAAAAUGACAGCCAUAUUAUUCAGUGUGCCUCUAUUCAACAUUUUUGCCAUUCUGUAAUUAGAUUCCUGAGAGUCUUGUUAGUAGAAGGUCCAGUUUGUACCCUGGGUAAUUCUGUCUUACAGCAAGGUAAGAGGUUUUGUGGAAAACAGCAGUCUGGUCAAAUUAGUUGAGUAUAUGAUGUGUGUAGGUUUUUUUUAAUGAGUAUUGUGUAAUAGUUUCUGAGUGUGUGUACUGUAAUAAUACCUUACCUUCAUCACAUCAGAAAGCAGCCUGGAAUUCAGAACUCUACAACAACAAAGAAAGUUCAUGUGAUUCAUUUCCUUCUGUUACUUAUGCAUUCAUAUCUGUGUCCUCUGAUAAUCAAAAUCAAUGCAUAUGCAAAUGAAUGGUUUUGUUUUAAUAAUAAAAAAAAGUU